AUGACCCCAGACAUGACCAAUGUAGUGGAAGCGAGCUCAUUAUCGGCCGUGACGGACAUCGCCACCAAUCCGCCGCCACAUGCCCAUGCUCCAACACAUCUUCCGCCGCUGCCUCUCAUCUUGUACAUUGCACGAGUGCCCGGAAGCCGCGAUGUCUUUCUCACGCCCAUGAAACCGCGGGAGAAAGUGGUCACGGCCGAGGAUGUCCAGAGCUCCCUCUAUUAUGUUCAUGUCAAUGGUGAUGAGACAGGGGACAAGCUAGCGAGUGUUUCCGUGUCCUCGGUCAACACGAAUGCUUCUCAGCUGUUGUCCGGGCAGGAAAAUGGCGUCCGGCGAAAACCACUUCUCCCGCAGCGACACAUGGCUCCUUUGACGCCGCCAUAUCCCAUCGACGACGAGGACAUGUCCACUUGGUCACGGACAUCACCAGUUCCCCAGAAACCGAACCGCAUUGCGCGCAAACCAAUCAGCUCCAACUCAUCAAAUUCCUGCGAUCAGAAUGGACGAGGACUACCCAGCCGACCGCUUCCAAGUCCACCUCACGAUGAAGAGCCAUGCGAACCAUACGACACAUCUCUCCACGCCUCCAAAAUGCAUCUCCUCUACCACUCCGACCAUACACAAAUCCCCAAUCCCUACUCUUCACCGGUGCAACCCAUCGAAGCCCUACCAGAACGACAUCCCUCCGGCUCCCUGACUCUGAUCCGACGAGACCCGUCCUCCAACGAACAAUGGAAUGUAGCAUCCAUCCACGACCCUCCCAUCCCGGAAGUCAGUUCUGCAGCACUUCGUAAUCCGAGUGCAGCGAAACGAACGAAACGAGGUGGUGCUCCCGUCUAUCUAGACAUUUCCAAUCCAGCCUACGCACAAUUCAUCGAUACGAACAACCAAGCCACUUCUCGAGAUAGCUUCACAUCCUCAAAUUCUGCAGAAAGCGAUCCACCACCAGAAGGAAUCUUUCGAAGAAGAUUACACAUGCCUGGAUCACAAUACGGCGAACAUACAUAUACUCGAUCUUCAAGGCCCGUCUCCGCAUUCGCAUCAAGUGAGGAAAUCCUCAAUAUGCGUCGGACAAUAAGAUCUUCCGCCAUGGACUCCAGCACGGACGUUCCCACAUCCACCGCUGCUGCUGUUGAUGAUCGCAAGGGAAAAGGCUACACAUUCACCAGUCCCUGGGAUGGACGGUGUGAGUUCACCACGGGAGCCGCAGGAAAAAGUCUGAAAUGUCGUCACAUCCUCCCACAAGAUCAGCAUCAUCAUCAUCUCAAUCCCCGCUCUCCGAAUGAUGAAAUCGUCAGCGAACUCCGCUUCAACCUCCCAACAAGUAACAAAACUGCCACGCCCGUACAAGAGAAGCGCAAAUCUCACUUGCGGGGUUUACUCGUCCAUCGUCGCCAGAAAUCUUCUUCGGAAGAUCAUCAUGCGGGAGGGGAUGAUGAGGAGGAGGAGAAGAUGGAUCUUACUCUAGGCCAGGAGAGAGCCGGAGGCGGGUUCCGAGGCAAAGAAGCCAAAUUGGGCAAACUCAUCAUUGAACCUUCUGGGUUGGGAAUGUUGGAUUUGUUGGUUGCUGCCAAUGUUGCGCUUUGGUGGAGGGCUUAUGAGAGGUAUUGA
Ramularia collo-cygni is the source of this 1611-nucleotide messenger RNA. RefSeq lists its product as uncharacterized. NCBI's taxonomy places the organism in Eukaryota, Fungi, Ascomycota, Dothideomycetes, Mycosphaerellales, Mycosphaerellaceae. Bases 1 to 1611 code for a protein of 536 amino acids. The record is from RefSeq and is a predicted model, not a curated record. The transcript has a single exon.